Molecule: messenger RNA, 6661 nt
Organism: Chiloscyllium plagiosum (whitespotted bambooshark)
Lineage: Eukaryota; Metazoa; Chordata; Chondrichthyes; Orectolobiformes; Hemiscylliidae
Gene: atp11b
Product: ATPase phospholipid transporting 11B
Biological process (GO): phospholipid translocation
Cellular component (GO): recycling endosome; endoplasmic reticulum; plasma membrane
Molecular function (GO): ATPase-coupled intramembrane lipid carrier activity; ATP binding; ATP hydrolysis activity
Source: RefSeq, a predicted model, not a curated record
UGGCGAUGUUACUUCCGGUACCGUGUGAGCUAAUGAUGUGGAUGAUGCCGGCCCGGGACCGAGCUACUAUCGACUGACUCCCAGGGACCGAGGCCCGGGACUGAGCUACUACCGACUGACUCCCGGGGACCGAGGCCCGGGACUGAGCUACUACCGACUGACUCCCGGGGACCGAGCUACUACCGACUGAUUCCCGGGGACCGAGGCCCGGGACUGAGCUACUACCGACUGACUCCCGGGGACCGAGGCCCGGGACUGAGCUACUACCGACUGACUCCCGGGAACUGAGCCCGGCGUUAAAUCCUCGCCGGGUCCCGGGGACCGAGCGGGGUGGACAUUAUCAGCCCAGAGAGAAAGAGAGAGAGCUGCACUUUGGUCGAGGUGGCAGCCUUACCGGAGCGCCAUGAUCCGCUGGAUACGGCAGCAGCUGGGAUUUGACCCACCACACCAAAGUCCCACAAGAACAAUUUAUGUUUCCAAUCAUUUCCCCCAGUAUGAGAAUUUUGUUCAUCAGAAGUUUCCAGAUAAUAGGAUGAUAUCAUCAAAGUACACAGUAUGGAAUUUUAUCCCAAAGAAUUUAUUUGAACAAUUCCGAAGAAUAGCUAACUUUUACUUUCUCGUAAUUUUUCUAGUGCAAUUGAUGAUAGAUACUCCCACCAGCCCAUACACCAGUGGACUGCCAUUGUUUUUUGUAAUUACAGUAACUGCCAUCAAACAGGGUUAUGAAGAUUGGUUACGACAUAAAGCAGAUAAUGAAGUUAACAACACUCCAGUGUAUGUGAUUCGAAGUGGUGGCCUCGUCCAAACAAGAUCACAAAACAUAAGAGUUGGUGACAUUGUCAGAAUAGAAAAAGAUCAAACGUUUCCCACAGAUUUAGUGCUGCUUUCGACUGAUCGAGAGGAUGGGACAUGUUAUGUCACAACUGCAAGUUUGGAUGGAGAAACAAAUCUGAAGACACAUCAUGCAGUUCCUGAAAUAGCCAAAUUGCGCACUGUUUCUCAACUACACACACUGAGGGCUGUCAUAACCUGCCAUCAGCCAGAACCGGACCUGUAUAGGUUUGUUGGGCAAAUUAGGAUCCAACAAAAUCCAAACAAUGUAGUGAGACCUCUGGGACCAGAAAAUCUUCUACUUCGAGGAGCAAGUUUGAAAAAUACCAAUGAAGUUUACGGUGUGGCUGUCUACACUGGAAUGGAUGCUAAGAUUGCUUUGAAUUAUAAGAGCAAAUCACAGAAACGUUCUUCUGUGGAAAAGUCUAUGAACACUUUUUUGAUAGUCUUCCUAGAAAUUCUUGUGAUUGAAGCAGUUAUUAGUACCAUCUUGAAAUAUGCUUGGUGGUAUGAACCUUCAUACAAUGAAAGAACGACACAGGAGAAAAAUAGCAGUAGAAUUCUGACUGGUAUAUCUGAUUUCUUGGCUUUCUUGGUGCUAUACAAUUACAUCAUUCCAAUUUCACUCUAUGUUACCGUUGAGAUGCAGAAGUUCUUGGGAUCUUUUUUCAUUGUAUGGGAUCUUGAUUUGUACCAUGAUGCAACAGGUCAGCGUGCACAGGUUAACACCUCUGACCUUAAUGAAGAACUUGGACAGGUGGAGUAUGUGUUUACGGACAAAACUGGAACGCUGACUGAAAAUGAAAUGAAGUUCAGGGAAUGCUCUAUUAAUGGUAUUAAGUACAAAUACAUCAAUGGCAAUUUGGUCCGUGAAGGAGUGACUGACGGGGAAAAAUACACUUUUACCGAUGAGGAAAAGAUGUUCUUGAAGGCAAUAUCCCUUUGUCACACAGUGCACAUUAAUGACCAGGAAGAGACACGGAGAUCAAAUUUGAAUUCUGUAGUUGAUUCAUCCUCUGUGCAAUACUAUGCUGCUUCACCAGAUGAGAAGGCUUUAGUAGAAGCUGCGAGAAAGAUUGGGAUCACGUUUGCAGGAUCAAGUGAGAAAAAUAUAUUACUUAACGAGUUUGGAAAGGAACAAAGAUACAAGCUUCUAGAUAUUUUAGAGUUUGAUGCAAAUCGCAGGCGAAUGAGUGUAAUUGUCGAAACACCAGAAGGAAAGAAGAUACUGUUCACUAAAGGUGCAGAAUCAUCAAUUCUCCCAUUAGCCAAAACUGGGGAAAUACGUACAACUAGUGUGCAUGUGGAUGAACUGGCGAUGAAAGGACUGCGAACACUUUGUAUGGCAUGCAAAUAUCUAAACAAAAAGGAGUAUGAGGAAGUGGCAUCACAGCUUCUUGCAGCCAGGACAUCUCUACAACAUCGAGAAGAAGAAAUAGCCAAUGUUUUCAAUCUUAUUGAGAGAGACUUGCAUUUACUGGGAGUUUCUGGUGUGGAAGACAAAUUACAGGACAAAGUUCCAGAGACGAUAGAAGCUCUUAAAUUGGCAGGGAUCAAAGUAUGGGUUCUUACGGGAGAUAAGCUGGAAACUGCAAUUAGUGUGAGUUUAUCAAGUGGACAUUUUCACAGGGCAAUGAAUAUUUUGGAGCUUACCAAUCAGAAAUCUGACACUGAAUGUGCAGCACAGCUUCAAAGGCUUGAUACAAGGAUAAAACAUGAUCAUGUGAUUCAACAUGGCUUGGUUGUCGAUGGAACCAGCCUUUCACUUGCGCUCAGGGGGCAUGAAGAACUCUUCAUAGAAAUCUGCAAAAACUGCAGUGCUGUGUUAUGUUGCCGAAUGGCACCUCUGCAAAAAGCAAAAGUAGUCAGGCUUUUAAAGACAUCGCCAGCCAAACCUAUUACCUUAGCAAUUGGUGAUGGUGCAAAUGAUGUCAGCAUGAUAAUGGAAGCAAAUAUUGGCAUAGGUAUUAUGGGCAAAGAAGGAAGGCAAGCAGUGAGAAAUAGUGACUAUGCAAUAGCAAGAUUCAAAUUCCUUGCUAAGUUACUAUUUGUCCAUGGCCACUUGUAUUAUGUUAGAAUAUCACAUCUUGUACAGUACUUUUUUUAUAAGAAUGUCUGCUUUAUUACGCCUCAGUUUUUGUAUCAGUUCUUCUGUUUGUUUUCACAGCAGACAUUAUAUGAUGGUGCUUACCUGACGUUGUACAACAUUUGCUUCACUUCCUUACCCAUUCUCAUGUAUAGUUUGUUUGAACAAGAUGUGCAGCCCCACAUACUUCAGAACAAGCCAUCAUUGUACAAAGAGAUUAGCAGAAAUGAGGUCUUGUCCCUCAAAAGAUUUCUGUAUUGGACACUGCUAGGAUUUUGUCAUGCCUUUAUAUUUUUCUUUGGUUCUUAUCUUCUGAGAGGAGAUGAUGCAUCCAUGAUGGGCAAUGGUCAGAUUUUGAAAUCUAACAGGCAACUGAUGUCUGGAAACUGGACAUUUGGCUUUCUGGUUUUUACAGUGAUGUUUAUUACAGUUACUUUAAAGCUUGGAAUCGAGACACACUACUGGACCUGGAUAAAUCACUUUGUUAUGUGGGGUUCAAUAAUUUUUUACUUUGGAUUUUCUUUGCUUUAUGGAGCAAUAAUUUGGCCAUUUUUGCAAUCACAAGACAUGUACUGUGUCUUUGUACACAUGCUGUCCAGUGGUUCAGCCUGGCUUGGCAUAAUUGUUAUCGUAGUUGCUUGCUUGUUCCCUGAUGUCCUAAGGAAAGUAUUCUGGAGACAUGCACGACCUACUUUGGCACAAAGAUCACAGCUCAUGGAACCCAAUUCUGGCAUCACCUGUAUGGAAUCGAUCUGCUGUUACUCAAGAGGAGAAACAGUAUGUUCACCUCUUAGAAGAAUACUAGAUCAAAUAAUGGGAAGGUGCAAACCCUUGCGAGUCAACAGAUGUUGGAGCGACCUUGAUCCUUGCUACACUAAUGACAGAAGCAUCUUAACACUCUCAUCAAUGGAUGGUUCCUCAAAUGCUUCAGUGGUUUAACAGUUGAGUGUAGACAUGAUAGUAUUGUGUCUUUGUCUUCUGUUAUUGUUUCAAUUCCCAAUUUAAUUCUGAGUCUUGGGGAUGGAUGAAAAUAUUUAUCAAGGUCUGUCUGUGACCAUCUGUUUUAUUUUUGCAUGUAUAUCUAAUUGCAGCCCAAAGAUGAUAGUAAGUUGUAUAAGAAAAAGGGGCAGAAAGUGACAAUUAAAUUUGUAUUUAUUUGUAAAUAGUUGUAACCUCAUUUUCCUCUUUUUACAAGAUGUCCUAUUUCUGGAGCUAUAUUUUUCUAAUUUUUGUUUUUUGGAUAGGAAAGGUUAGGGAUUGGAAUGGUGGAAACAUCCCUUUGGUACAUUUCGGGGCUGAAUCUGCACUAUGGCCGAGUCCAGUUUUUUUUUGAUAUUUUGAAGUAGCUGUUCUGUCCAAAAGUGGCAUGCGAUUUGUUCUUGUAAAACUCAAGUGAUAAUAUCCUUAUCAUUCUAAUUGCUCCUGUGGCUGGAUGGCUAACAUAGUGAACAGGUGGGUAGAAGCAGUCUGAACUUGAUGGAAAUGCAUUGCAAGCUAGUGUAACAAGGGAUACUCCAAGUUAACACCUUUAAAAUGUCUGCUUUUUUGAAAUGAAAAUGUUGAUCAAUUUCUUGUAUUUGGUGUACAGAAUCUAUCUUGAUCAGUAAGUGGUUUUGUGGUGUUUCCAAAAUUGGUUACACAGGAUCUUUGAAUUUGAGUUUGUUAUCCUGUAAAUUUUCUGUAAAUUAAACUGAAUUGAAAAUUAGCUUUGUGAAUGCAGAAGUGACAAACCAGGAAUAAUAUUUUUACAAUUUACUUGAACUUCCAGCACCUGCCAACUAUUUAGCAGAUUUGGAAAUGCCAGGUGCUUAUCAGGAUUCCAAGACUAAAUUCUUCUGAUUUAUUUUAACAAAUUGCAUAAGUUGGGUUAUGAAGUAAGGGUUAUGAAGUAUGGACAUCAUACUGGCGUAUACCUUUUGAGACUGAUCUAUACAUCUUCUUUCAACCUGAAAAAUCUAGUAAUCUAGAUAAUAAUACUUGCAUCUGAUAUCCACUAAAAUUGGUUCUAGAUGUUGGUUUCUGAGAUAUCUGCAAAGGAAAAUACUGUAUUGUCAACAAAUUAAUGCUGGCAAAUAACUAGUAAGUACAACAACUGGUCAAAAGUGGAAGUUGCACUGAUAGUCAUUUGCUUCCCAUCUAUAUCCAAAUUUUGCAGAAUAUAUUCAGUAUUACUGAUCUGAAUUAUGUCAACCUUUCCCAUAUACUGAUUAUUUAACAGCAGUUAAAUAGUACACAAAGAGCAGCAAAAUGUUAUAAUGUGGAUUUUAUUUUCAAAGAAGGGGUAAAUGUCAAAAUGAGAUUAUUUUUAAAUUUCAUUUCAUUCAUGGAAUUGAAAGAGUUCCUCAGCAAAGGUUCAAUGUUUAUCCCAUUGGCUAGUGGAAAAUAAUUUCUGAACUUCCUAUUUAUGAAUUUCUUGCAUGUUUUCUUGAAAUUGGUUUCUUGAAAUUGGUCUUUUAGAAGUGUGGCUCAAUAUUAGUAAGGUUUUUAUGUACUGUCCCCAAAUAUACAGGCACUAUUAUCUAACCAAUUAUCAGUGCAGUGUUUAAAAAAAAAUUACCCAGCACAAUUUUCUUUAUUUUUCAACUAGCCAAUCUCCAAGGCCAUGAUUUUAUUUUCUUCAUAUGUCUAUAGUAACAGAUUUUCCAGUCAAAAUGGUUCAAAUUAUAAAUUAGAAGGGCGUAAGGUAUAAUUGGUCAGGAAUGUAUAUUACAUUCAGUUUGACACAGUUUUCAAUGGGAAGAUCUGUGAAUACAGGAGGCAAGUAUAAAAGGAGAAAAAUCUCACUAGCUGUUAAUGAUUGGUUGUGGUAUUUGAGUGCAAGGACACAGCACAGUCAACCCUGCCUUUACGUAAGCUUUUGAAACUUCACUUAUAGCCACACUCCUAAUUAAGGUAACAUUAGGAGAUUUGUAAGGUAACUAUUUGGUGGUGGCAAUUGUACUCCAUCAGCUAGUGGAGUAGGAAGUCCAAAGUUCUAUCAUCGGGCAAAACACAUCUUUUAUCAAUACAAUAAACUCAUUUAUUCAUAUUUCAGUUCAAAAUCAUGGACACCUACCCAAUGCAGAAAAAGGAAAAGUUGCAGAUCCACUUUAAAGGUGUUAGAUUUGUAACAGUUGCUGACUUUGCAUGGAUCUCUCUUAAAGUUAAACUUUGAAUUUAAUAAUUGUCUUGCAAAUUUUGAAAUGUUUACAAAAAGGUUUUUAAUGUGAGUUGAGAUUUAAUUUGGAUGAAUCUGAACAAAAUGUGCCUUGUAAAUUUGGUUUGAGAAGGGAAAGAAAUUAUUUAUUAGAAUGUAACAUUUCAAAACUUGAGCAACUUUAUAAAUCUGAUCCAGUAUUUGUGUGAUGUGAUCUUGACCUGUUUCAGCAUGUUUCUAUAGUCCCUUUCAGUGAUGGAAUGGGAGUGGUUCAAUUUGGCUUGACAGCUGGUCAUUUUCUUUUCAUGUAGCAAAUAAUGAGGCAGAUGCUUAAGCUGUGAGGAUCCCCAAAGCCUUGUUUGUGUCCAGUGAUACUUUAGUCUGAAAGGUACAUUGAUGCAAAUGCUUUUGAUAUGUUUUACAUUAGCAAUAAAAAAAACUGAAAAUUUUAGAUCUCUGACACCAGUUCUCAUUCUGUGUUUGCAUUAUGUUUUUAUUGAAAUUGUUCCUCUGUUGAUUUUUCUCAUUCCUAAACCACUCUGGUAUCACUUUUCCAAUAAAAAAAUUAUAUUCAUAUUCACUAAUAAACAAAGGGAAAAAUUAAAGUU